Molecule: messenger RNA, 4170 nt
Organism: Taeniopygia guttata (zebra finch)
Lineage: Eukaryota; Metazoa; Chordata; Aves; Passeriformes; Estrildidae
Gene: CNNM1
Product: cyclin and CBS domain divalent metal cation transport mediator 1
Biological process (GO): transport; magnesium ion homeostasis
Cellular component (GO): plasma membrane
Molecular function (GO): transmembrane transporter activity
Source: RefSeq, a predicted model, not a curated record
AGAUUCCAGCUCCAGAGACUGCUGGCAGAAGCCCCUCAGCAAACCCCAAUCGCACAGUGCAGGGGAGGCGCAGCCCCGCACCGCACCCCACAGACCUGUGCCCGGGAUGACUCCGGGAGCCAGCGCGGCCGCGGGUGGCCGGGCAGAGCUCGCCGUUCGGCGGGCAGAGCUCGCCGUUCGGCCCGCAGCCCACUCUGGCUGCCAGGGGUGGGGGCUGCCCGGUAUCACCGCGAUUCUGCUGCGGCGUGGAUCCGCCAGCAUCUCACCAGGUGCGGAGAGAACGCGCGGUGCCGCCCGCCACGGGGAUGCUCCCGCACGGGGCGGGUGGGCGAACCCCUCGGUCCCCUGCGUACCGUCCGGGCCGGCGGUGCCGGUUGGCGGCCCCGCUCCGCCGGCCCCUCCCGCCGGGGCGCUGCAGGCCGGCUCCCGGUCGCACGUGGCGCGGCGGCCGCCCGCCCCCCGGCCCACGUGUGCCGCCGCGCCGUGCGGUGCCGUGCCGUGCGGUGCCGUGCCGUGCCGGCUCCCCGCUGCAGUCCCGGGGCGGGGCGGGCGCUGCGGUGCCGGCGCAGCGGCAGCGGCGGGCCCGGGGCGCGGCGGCGGCGGCUGGGGCCGGAGCCGGGGCGCCGUGCUGCUGCUCUUCUUCUCGCUGUCGCCGCGGCCGCCGGCCGGGGCCGCCUGGCUGCUGGGGCUGCGGCCCGAGGACACGACGCCGGGCCGGGUGUCUCUGGAGGGCGGCGCGGUGCAGGCGGCGGAGGGCAGCCGCUUCCUCCUGCGCCUCUACUUCCAGCCGCCGCCCGAGGGCAACGGCAGCCGCGGGCCGGCGGGGGAGCGGGAGCCGCGGCUGGUCUUCAUCGAGGAGGCGGCGGCGGGGAGCGCGGCGGCGCGGGGCCCGGCGGAGCGGUGCCGGGAGCGCAGCGCCUGGGCCUCGGACGUGGAGGUGGUGGGGCCGCUGCGCUCGGGCGGCGCGGCGGGCUCGGCGCUGGCGGAGGUGCGGGUGCGGGAGCCGCGCAAGGGCGAGGCGGCGGCGGCGCCGGGCGGGCGGCUCUUCUCGCUGUGCGCUUGGGACGGGCGGGCCUGGGCGCACCACGGUGCGGCGGGCGGCUUCUUGCUGCGGGUGCGGCCGGCCGCCCCGCCGCUGGGCACCUGGCUGCUGCCGCUGCCCGAGGCGGGCUGGCUGCGGGCGCUGGGCGCCCUGCUGCUGCUGGGGCUGUCGGCGCUGUUCAGCGGGCUGCGCCUCUCGCUGCUCUCGCUGGACCCGCUGGAGCUCCGCGUCCUGCGCAACAGCGGCUCUGCCGCCGAGCGGGAGCAGGCGCGGCGGGUGCAGGCGGUGCGCGGCGGCGGCGGCACCUACCUGCUGUGCACGCUCUUGCUGGGGCAGGCGGGGGCCAACGCGGCGCUGGCCGGCUGGCUCUGCGCCUCACUGCCCGGCGGCGGGCCGGCGGCGGCGGCCGGCGGGCCGCGGGGAGCGCCCUGGCUGCCGGUGCUGCUGUGCACCGCCGCCGUCUUCCUGGGCGGCGAGGUGCUGCCCUACUCGGUGUGCUCGCGGCACGGGCUGGCCAUCGCCUCCCGCACGCUCUGCCUCACCCGGCUGCUGAUGCUGGCCGCCUUCCCCCUGUGCUACCCGCUCAGCCGGUUGCUGGACUGGGCGCUGCGGCAGGAGCUCAGCGUCUUCUCUACGCGGGAGCGGCUGCUGGAGACGCUGCGCGCCGCUGGCCCCCACGGCGACCUGGUCCGGGAGGAGCUGGCCAUGGUGCAGGGCGCGCUGGAGCUACGCACCAAGGUGGUGGAGGAUGUGCUGACGCCGCUGGCCGACUGCUUCAUGCUCCGGGCCGAUGCUGUGCUGGAUUUCGCCACCGUCUCUGAGAUCCUCCGAUCUGGCUACACCCGCAUUCCGGUCUAUGAGGGUGACCGACGCGACAACAUUGUCGACCUGCUCUUUGUCAAAGACCUGGCCUUUGUCGACCCUGAUGACUGCACUCCCCUGCAGACUGUCACCCGCUUCUACCGCCGCCCGCUCCACUGCGUCUUCAAUGACACACGCCUCGACACGCUGCUUGAGGAGUUCAAGAAGGGAAAGUCCCACCUGGCCAUCGUGCAGCGGGUGAACAAUGAAGGGGAAGGAGACCCGUUCUACGAGGUGAUGGGCAUUGUCACCCUGGAAGAUGUCAUUGAGGAGAUCAUCAAGUCCGAGAUUCUGGAUGAGACGGAUCUGUACACUGACAAUCGGAAGAAGGAGCGAGUUCCCCACCGGGGACGCAAGCCCCAGGAUUUCUCCAUCUUCAGGCUCUCAGAGAGUGAGAUGAAGGUGAAGAUCUCCCCGCAGCUCCUCCUGGCUACCCAUCGGUUCAUGGCAACAGAAGUGGAGCCUUUCAAGUCCCCCUACCUCUCCGAGAAGAUCUUGCUGCGGCUCUUGAAACACCCCAAUGUCAUCCAGGAGCUCAAGUACGACCGAAAGAACAAGAAGGCAGCAGAGCAUUACCUCUACCAGCGCAACCGCCCUGUCGACUACUUUGUCCUCAUCCUGCAGGGGAAAGUGCAGGUGGAGGUCGGCAAGGAAGGACUGCGGUUUGAGAAUGGGGCGUUCACCUACUACGGUGUCCCUGCCAUCAUGGCUGUUGUCUCCUCAGAAAACGAUGUGCGAAAAAUGGGAAGCCUGGCAGGAUCCUCCUUCCUACUGCCUGUCUCAGUGUCCCGUACUUUCGCCUUCAGCAGAGGGGACUCCCUGGCUGGCUCUCCAGUGAACAGGUCACCGUCGCGCUGCAGUGGCCUCAACCGCUCCGAGUCCCCCAACCGGGAGGACUAUGGAGGCAGCAGCACGCAGCUCCACAGCAGCAGCAACAACAUCUACACGCCCGACUACUCUGUGCACAUCCUCUGCGACGUGCAGUUCGUCAAGGUGACCCGGCAGCAGUACCACAACGCGCUGGUGGCCAGCCGCAUGGACAGCUCACCUCAGUCCCCUGACAUGGAGGCCUUCGACAGGGAUUCAACCAAGGCCUCAACUGCACGGGGAACCCCACAGACCCCCAAGGAGGACCCUGCCACCCUCCUGAAUGAGAGGAACAACACCAUGUGCAGCCGCUCUGAGGGGCCGCGCAGUCCCAGCGAGUCGGUGUUCCUGCGCAUGGAGGCCAUCCCCUUCAUCCAGGAGGAGCUGGCUGACAGCGAGAACAGCAAGCGGCAGAACAGUGAGUGCUGCGGAACCGUCCUGGAAGCAGAGUCCACAGGUCGAGAGGCCGGGACCGGCUCGUCGCCGAGCAGCUCUGAGGAGGCACUGGGCAAGAGGCUGCUGAGAUCCCUCAGUGGGCGCAAGCAGCGGACAUCAUCAGAAGGUGAGAAGUCGCCUGAAGCAAGCUCCAAUCUCACCCCAUUAAUCACCUGAGCAGCAGCGUGGCCAGAGCACAGUGCUGGAGGCCCAUGCAGACUGGAGGUCUGCAGCAUGGGGGUCUCCUGCCGUGAGGCUCACGUCCAACAGCAGGAGGUCUGCACUCGCCCGCUGCCCGUCCGCCCGCUCGUGCCGCCCCUCCCUGCAGGAUUUGUGCAGAGCCCCAUCCCCAGGCGAGAAAGGAUGUACCCCCAGCAGGGCUGAACCACCCCGGCAGCCUGGACCAGCUAGCUGGAGACCGAGGGCCCUUGCCCUUACCCAGCUGCUCCCUGGUAGCAUCUGGUCUCAAGGAAGAGGUGGAAAAAGGAAAGGUGAAAAAGUGUCUGUCACGGCAUCCCUGCAAGCAGUGCAGGGAGGGGCAGCCCAACCCAGAACUGCCCUUUAACAUCAUUUACCAUCCCCAUCCCAGCGAGGCUCGGAGCCCUGCAGUGCCGGUGCUGCAAGAUGUGGUCUCCAGCACGAGGAGAAUGUGCUAUUUGGGGGUGCCAUGCACAGCUCAGGGCCCCAGCACACCUUUGUGCCAUGCCUGGUGACACACCCGCUUGCCUCGCUCACGCUGACCAUGGACACGGCCCAGCACCCCCGGAGCCCUGCCAGACACAGGGCAAGGAGCCCCCGAGUGCAGCCCCCUCUCCAUGCUGCAUUGGACCAUCCUCCCCUCCGCACACGCCUGCCGCUGGGAGGGAGGCUCGCACCGAGACUUCGGGGUGGAACAGACCAGUCAGUAGUUUUUGUAGAGGCUCAACGCAACAGGGAUAUCAACAUUAAAAGUGAUUUUUCCCUGA